Molecule: messenger RNA, 649 nt
Organism: Polypterus senegalus (gray bichir)
Lineage: Eukaryota; Metazoa; Chordata; Cladistia; Polypteriformes; Polypteridae
Gene: ndufs4
Product: NADH:ubiquinone oxidoreductase subunit S4
Exons: 5
Coding region: 41-553 (170 amino acids)
Biological process (GO): electron transport chain
Source: RefSeq, a predicted model, not a curated record
CGACGGACGCCGUACCCGCUACUUAGAGACACAAGUAACUAUGGCGUCGUCAAUGUCACGGGCAGUUCUGGAGAAGGUCCAUUUACUGGGUACAACCGGCAGGAUGUUUUUUAUUCCUUCCAGGUCGGUAGGAGUAUCUGUUUGGCACCUGUGUACAGACCAACCACAAAACAGACAGUUGAUCACAGUGGAUGAAAAACUAGACAUUUCUUCUUUGUCUGGGGUUCCUGAAGAACACAUUAAAACACGUAAAGUACGAAUCUUUGUGUCUGCUCGCAAUGCAAUGCAGUCUGGAAUUCAAAACACACGAAAAUGGAAAAUGGAGUUUGAUACACGGGAACGCUGGGAAAACCCUUUGAUGGGCUGGGCAUCAACGGCUGAUCCUCUGUCAAACAUGGUCUUGACUUUUUCUUCCAAGGAGGAUGCAGUCAGUUUUGCAGAGAAGAAUGGUUGGAGCUAUGAUGCUGAAGACAAGAGGAUACCAAAACCUAAAUUUAGGUCCUAUGGAGCAAACUUUUCUUGGGAUAAAAGGACAAGGGUCUCUACAAAAUAAACUAGCUUCUCUCUAGCUAUGAAAGAUCAGCUGUGUUAUAUUUAUAGGUGUUCAUAAUACAUUCAUUAAUCUUAUAAUAAAGUGACCUUUAAGCAA